AUGCCUCGUGCCGGAACACUGCUGCUUCUGCUCCUCGCCGUCACUGUCUUCGCCGCGAGCUUGAGCGCCUCUGAAUCCAUCGGCGAUGGAAGCCAGCAGGUCUACAUCGUGUACCUGGGGCAUCUACCGCCCAGCACGGAUGCGUCAGAACCUGAAGGUUUCUCUGCUGUAGAAUUUGCUCAUCACGACCUGUUGAAUCAGGUCCUCGACGACGGCAGCUCUGCUUCAGACAGGAUUCUCCGUAGCUACAAGAGAAGCUUAAAUGGCUUUGCCGCCAAGCUUAACAAAGAAGAGGCACAUAAACUGUCCGGCAUGAAUGGCGUUGUCUCGGUCUUCCCAAGUAGGACCCUCGAUCUUUUGACCACAAGAUCCUGGGACUUCUUGGGCUUCCCUCAAACGCCCAUUGAAGAGCUACCACUAGAGGGAGACGUUAUCAUCGGUAUGCUCGACACUGGUAUAUGGCCUAACUCGCCAUCCUUCUCUGACGAAGGCUUUGGCCCACCACCGAGCAGGUGGAAGGGUACAUGCCACAACUUCACGUGCAACAAUAAAAUCAUCGGAGCACGUGCCUACCACGGAGGAUCCAGCAGCUCUGGCCUGUCGCCACUGGACGAUGACGGCCACGGCAGCCACACGGCGUCCACCGCGGCCGGGCGUGCGGUGGCCAACGUUAGCUUGUACGGCUUGGCCGCCGGCACAGCUCGCGGCGCGGUGCCCGGUGCCAGGCUCGCCAACUACAAGGUGUGCUGCAGCGAGGCCGACAUCCUUGCAGGAUUCGACGACGCCAUCGCUGACGGUGUGGACGUGAUCUCCAUCUCCAUCGGGAGUCCCUUCCCAUCUGACUACUUCAGCGACGUGAUAGCCAUCGGCGCCUUCCACGCCAUGAGGCGUGGGGUGCUCACGUCCGCAUCGGCCGGGAACUCGGGGCUCGUUGGCGGCCGAGUUGGCAACGUCGCGCCAUGGAUGCUGUCUGUGGCGGCGAGCAGCGUGGACCGUCAAUUCAUCGACAGGAUUGUUCUUGGGAACGGCGAUACCAUAGUGGGAGCCUCCGUUAACACCUUUCAAACGAUAGCAAAUGCUACACUUGCAUUCCCUGCCAACGGGUCAUGUGAUCCAGAGAACCUCGCCGGAGGUCCUUACAAAGGCAAGAUCGUCCUCUGCCCACCCCAGGAGGGCCGUUCGAACGGCGUCUCAGGCCCUUUCUUGGCCGGUGCAGCAGGUGUCGUCUUAGUCACCCGCGCGCCCGACGUCGCUUUCACUCUGCCUGUCCCCGGUCUCACGGUAACUCAGGACAAGUUCGACCAAAUCAUGGCGUAUGUCAACAGCACUAGUAAUCCUGUGGGUACCAUAGACCGCACCGUGACUACGGGCAAUCCACAAGCUCCAGUGGCCGCCUCCUUCUCUUCUCCAGGCCCCAACUUGGUCACCCCUUCGAUCUUGAAGCCUGAUCUAUCUGCGCCGGGGGUAGACAUCAUUGCCUCAUGGUCACUGCUGUCAUCACCCUCGGGCUAUCCUAACGACACGAGGAAGGUUCAGUACAACAUCAUCUCCGGCACAUCCAUGGCGUGCCCACACGCAAGCGGAGCCGCCGCCUAUGUCAAGUCACUCCACCAUGACUGGUCGCCGGCGAUGAUCAUGUCGGCUCUCAUCACCACCGCCACUCCGAUGAACACAGCGUGCAACUCCAACACGACCGCGCUCAAGUACGGCGCCGGGCAGCUCAACCCGGCAAAGGCGCACGACCCGGGCCUCGUGUACGACACAUUGGAGGGUGACUAUGUGGCCAUGCUGUGCGCGCAGGGGUACAAUGCUACGCAGCUCGCGCUCGUCACUGGCUCCAACACCACGGCCUGCCCCAACGGCUCGACGUCCGGGACACCCAGCGACCUCAACUACCCGACUAUGGCGGCCCGUGUGGAGCCGGGGAUGAAGUUCUCCGUGGUCUUCCCGCGCACUGCCACCAACGUCGGGGCCGUGGCCGCCGUGUAUGACGUGAAGGUCGUGUUUCCUGUUGAGGCGGUCAAUGACCUCACCGUUGUUGUGUCGCCGAGCAGACUAGAGUUCAGCGCGCAGGGCCAGAAGAUCUUGUUCACCGUGGGGGUGUCCGGCAUGGCGAUGGAGAAGGGCAGGGUCCACUCGGGUGCCAUUGUCUGGUACAACAACGAGCAUGAGGUGAGGAGCCCGGUGGUGGUCUACGCAACGUCGGACGACUCCCGGCCUCCUAGCAAAAUGGGGUUUAGACAGUGA
Molecule: messenger RNA, 2247 nt
Organism: Miscanthus lutarioriparius
Lineage: Eukaryota; Viridiplantae; Streptophyta; Magnoliopsida; Poales; Poaceae
Source: the annotation of a GenBank genome assembly